AGUAAAUCUUUAAAAAGUGCUGGCAAGGUAAACUUUACAGAUAGGAGUUGUACCUAGAGAACUAAUCUGUGCUUACCCCCUUUGAGAAGGGUACUCUGUAUCACCUCAGCUCUUAUGGAUAUAUGACUGAAUGCUGUGGCAAUUGCAAGUGGCAGACAGCCCCCUGUGGUUACCUAGGCUUGGAGGGAGCUGGAGCUACUGGGUUCUCCUUCCAUGGCUGACCUUGACCUUUUGGAGUACAUCUUCUACGACAACAUUUUGUCUUGCAGAAAGAGCCACUUACCACUGCCUUUGGCAUACACUCAGGCUGUAUUGCAGGAGGCUUCAGAAAUCAACUGUUCCCAUGUCUUUCAUAUGAGCAAAGAGUUUGGGGGAGGGAAUGAUCCCUGCUCAAGAUCACACACCAGAUCAGGAGAACAGCCCUGGACAGGACCUGGACUCCUGCUUCACAGGGCAGAUUCUUCUCAGCUCCCAGAAAGCCACCAGAUCCCGCAUGGAACCAGAGGCCCCAUGCCCAGCCUCCAUACCCUCAGUGGAGAGAAAGUUCCAUGUUCUCGUGGGUGUCACUGGAAGCGUUGCUGCGCUGAAGCUGCCUCUUCUGGUAUCAAAGCUUUUGGACAUUCCUGGGCUGGAAGUCACAGUGGUAACAACGGAGAGAGCCAAACAUUUCUACAGCCCUCAGGAUGUCCCCGUCACCCUCUACAGCGAUGCUGAUGAAUGGGAGAUGUGGAAGCGCCGUUCGGACCCAGUUCUCCACAUUGACCUGCGGAGGUGGGCCGACCUCAUGGUAGUGGCUCCCCUCGAUGCCAACACUCUAGGGAAGGUGGCCAGUGGCAUCUGUGAUAAUUUACUCACCUGUGUCAUCCGGGCCUGGGACCUCAACAAGCCUCUGCUCUUCUGCCCCGCCAUGAACACUGCCAUGUGGGAGCAUCCGCUCACUGCCCAGCAGGUGGGCCAGCUCAAGGCCUUUGGCUAUGUGGAGAUUCCGUGUGUGAGCAAGAAGCUGGUGUGUGGAGACCAAGGUCUAGGAGCCAUGGCUGAAGUGGAGACCAUUGUGGCUAAGGUGAAGGACGUGCUCUUCCAGCAUGGUGGCAUCCAGCAAAGUUGAAUAGGAUUUCUGCCGUGAUGUCCCUGCACCCAGUGAGUCCCACCUGAGCUGUUGAAGGAUGUCAGCACAGUGUGAAGAGCCCGUGCUUGCUGAGGAGGGGCUAGCCUGCACCUUCUCAGAGCCCGUGCUUGCUGAGGAGGGCUAGCCUGCACCUU
This is a messenger RNA of Rattus rattus (black rat), 1263 nucleotides long. It is a transcript of the gene Ppcdc, whose product is annotated as phosphopantothenoylcysteine decarboxylase. Gene Ontology annotation, molecular function: phosphopantothenoylcysteine decarboxylase activity; FMN binding. The transcript has 6 exons. Gene Ontology annotation, biological process: coenzyme A biosynthetic process. Gene Ontology annotation, cellular component: phosphopantothenoylcysteine decarboxylase complex. Lineage: Eukaryota; Metazoa; Chordata; Mammalia; Rodentia; Muridae. The record is from RefSeq and is a predicted model, not a curated record. Bases 380 to 1108 code for a protein of 242 amino acids.